Molecule: messenger RNA, 1218 nt
Organism: Trypanosoma brucei brucei TREU927
Lineage: Eukaryota; Euglenozoa; Kinetoplastea; Trypanosomatida; Trypanosomatidae
Product: eukaryotic peptide chain release factor subunit 1, putative
Exons: 1
Coding region: 1-1218 (405 amino acids)
Biological process (GO): nuclear-transcribed mRNA catabolic process, non-stop decay; nonfunctional rRNA decay; nuclear-transcribed mRNA catabolic process, no-go decay
Cellular component (GO): cytoplasm
Source: RefSeq, a predicted model, not a curated record
AUGCGCUUGUUGAAAAAGUCGGUGACAGCAGAAGGUGCUGUGGAGGUAAAGUUGCAAGUAAGUACCAGUGAAGAUUUGUGGCAUUUAUAUAAUUUGGUGCUUCCAGGAGACCAGGUACGCACGAACACAAGACGAAAGGUUGUGAAGGAAACUUCUAUAGGAUCACAGGCUGCGGAGGUGCGAACAAUUACAUUACAGUUACAGGUACGCAACACAGAGUUCUCUCCUGAUGAGCUACGCGUUCAGGGAGUUAACGUUAAGGAGAAUGAAUGCGUAAAGUUGGGUGCACAUCACACACUUUCAGUACACGCAUUUCCACCGCAGGAUGUUGUGAUUUUGAAGGAUGAGUGGAAUGAUGUAUUCGCUGCACGUCUGAAGGAAGCGUGCGAUAAUGAGUCGCGAGCAGACACAGUGGCAGUUUUGAUGGACAGUGGUACUGCAUCCGUUCUCCUGGUAACUCCUUCCUUCAUGUACACAAAAGCAAAGAUUGAGGUGUCCAUAGCCAAGAAACAUAAGAACGAUGGAACCGCACGGGAUAGGAGCAUUCAGCGGUUCUUCAAACAAGUGUUGGACGCCCUCUGCAUGCACGUAGACUUUGAUAAGGCUAAGUUGAUCCUUAUUUGCUCUCCGGCGCAUGUGCGGGAGGAAUUCAAAGCGUAUGUAGAAGCCGCAAUGGCUCAUUCUGAGGCUAUGGCUAUGCGCAACCUCCGCAAAAACUUUUCUAAGAUAGUGUUAAUAAAGGUGAGAGACAAUACGAACGACGCCCUUCGUGAGGCGUUCGCGGAUCCUAACAUUGCAAAUCAGAUGGAAUCUACACGAUGCCGUGACGAGAUAAAAGUGUGGCAGGACUUUCAGAAGACGAUGGAUGAGGAUCCAGACCGCUGCGUAUAUACGCCACAAAUGGUUUACAGAGCGGCGAUGUUAGGGGCUGUGGGAAAACUUAUGGUGAGUGACGUUGUGUUUCGCUCUGAAGACCCCACAGUGCGUCGCUUUUACCUUUCACUCAUUCGUUUUGUGCGGCAGGGCGGUGGUGGUGUUAGUGUUUUUUCUAGUAACCACGUCACUGGCGAGCAGUUAACGCAGUUGGGGUUUGUUGCAGCUAUUCUUCAUUUCCCCUGUGAUGAACUUGAUGAUCUGGAGGUGGUGGAAAAUUUUAUCGACAGCGAGGAAGCCGCAACCUUCAUUCGGGAAAAUGCUGCGGCAAGUGUAGUUGUGUAA